This is a messenger RNA of Electrophorus electricus (electric eel), 1575 nucleotides long. RefSeq names its product angiopoietin-like 5 (gene angptl5). The record is from RefSeq and is a predicted model, not a curated record. NCBI's taxonomy places the organism in Eukaryota, Metazoa, Chordata, Actinopteri, Gymnotiformes, Gymnotidae.
UGUUGGCUCCAGGCAGAAGAAAAGACAACAGUAAUGCACCAGCAGACUAUUUUCAUUGUAUUGCAGCCAAGGAGGCAGUCCUAAACCCAAAGACUUCACAGAAUCGUCUUGUUAUAUUGAGAGCUGUGAGUCUUUAUGCUCUCAGGAACUUUCCAUAAUCUGACAUGAUUUGGAUCACAUUGGUUUGGCUUCAUGUUGUUCCACAUCUUUUUGCAUUACCAAACAUAACAGUGGAUAUAAACAAUACAGCACUCAAUGAUUUUGUUACAUUAGCUGAGAACUUUGAGGAUGGCUCUCUCCGGAAAUCGGAAGAUCACAGUGUCAGAGUUACUGGCAAAGAAAAGUGUCUAAUGCCGUGUGAAAUGACAGCAAAACUCAUAUGGGAUGAAAAGCAUUCAUGGUGCAGUAACCUCCAGCAUGGCAUGGCAGCACAUGCAAGGGGUACUAGAAAGCUGAUUAGAGAUCUAAUUGAUGAACAGCAAAAGACACUGGAAUUUCUCUCCAGCCAGGUAAUGGAACUUAUGAACAAAGUCCACUCUCUCAGCUCUGAGGUGCAGAGGAGCAACAGUGACAUGCUCUCCUUGAAACCUUUACAAGUUCAUGGAAGAGACUGUAGUGACAUCUUGGAAACACUUGGGACAGUAUCUCCCAAAAUUCCAAGUGGUAUUUACAUUAUUCAGCCAGAAAAUGCAGAUUUCCUGUUUGAGGUGUUUUGUGAGAUGGACUACAUGGAAGGAGGGUGGACAGUAAUACAGAGAAGGACAGAUGGCCUGACUGACUUUAAACAUGUGUGGUCAGACUAUCUGAAUGGAUUUGGACCUCUAUCAGGAGAACACUGGCUAGGUUUAAGGAAGUUGUUCAGAAUCAUUAGUCAGCGGAACACACGCUUCCAGCUGCACAUAUCCCUUAUUGCUCAAGAUGAAUCAACUGCUUAUGCUUCAUAUGACAGCUUCUGGCUUGAAGACGAAAGCAAAUUUUUCGCAAUACAUCUCGGCAGGUAUGCUGGAAGUGCAGGUGAUGCCUUUAGGGGAUACAACCAAGGGCAGAACCAGGACACGGCUCCUUUCAGCACCGCCGAUGUUGAUAAUGAUGGCUGCUUUCCAUUUUGCACUUUUGAUAACAAAUCAGUGGAGAGCUGCAGCAUACAUCACAAUAACACAGGCUGGUGGUUUAACCAGUGUGGCAAGGCAAACCUUAACAGCUCCCCUCUGGAUCAUGAUCGCUCUGUGCAGCCACACAUUCAUUGGGACACAUGGACUAAAAAUGGAGAACUAGUCAACAUUAAGUCUGUAACAAUGAAGAUUAGGAGAGUUGAAGGGUCAAACCUAAAAUAGGAUUUUUGCGACAUGAAGAUAAUUUUAGAUGUGAAAUAUUUACUAAUAAUGUAACAGAAUGUAACAGAAUGUAAAUCAUGGCAUUCUAUGUCAGUAAACAUACAGGCUCAAAAUGCUGGCAUUUAAAAGGUAUUUCUUUCAAGCAAAUAUGUCCAUGUGUAAUUUGUCCUUUUUAUGAACCCUGGUUUGCAAUGUUUGACUAAAAUGUCAGCAUUAACCCAUUAAAAUGUUUUAAUUGUUA